Rhopilema esculentum is the source of this 1463-nucleotide messenger RNA. The record is from RefSeq and is a predicted model, not a curated record. Lineage: Eukaryota; Metazoa; Cnidaria; Scyphozoa; Rhizostomeae; Rhizostomatidae.
GCUCAUUCACUUGUGCUUGCAAUGUUGGUUAUACCGGAGUUGGUACAUCAUGUACAGGCUCAUUCACCGUUGCUUGCAAUGUUGGUUAUACCGGAGUUGGUACAUCUUGUACAGAUCAAGACGAAUGUACUUUAGGAACGCAUAACUGUGAUUCAAAUGCUGCAUGCACAAAUACUGCAGGCUCAUUCACUUGUGCUUGCAAUGUUGGUUAUACGGAGUUGGUACAUCUGUACAGAUAUAUUUGCUCAUUCACCUGUGCUUGCAAUGUUGGUUAUACCGGAGUUGAUCAAGACGAAUGUACAUUAGGAACGCAUAACUGUGAUUCAAAUGCUGCAUGCACAAAUACUGCAGGCUCAUUCACCUGUGCUUGCAAUGUUGGUUAUACCGGAGUUGGUACAUCUUGUACAGGUGUGAUGGCUUGUUUCUUUUCAUUUGUUAAUCAUGUCUCUUUGUCUUCUAGAUCAAGACGAAUGUACUUAGGAACGCAUAACUGUGAUUCAAAUUCUGCAUGCACAAAUACUGCAGGCUCAUUCACUUGUGCUUGCAAUGUUGGUUAUACCGGAGUUGGCUCAUUCACCUGUGCUUGCAAUGUUGGUUAUACCGGAGUUGGUACAUCUUGUACAGGUGUGAUGGCUUGUUUCUUUUCAUUUUUAAUUCAAUCUCUUUGUCUUAGAUCAAGACGAAUGUACUUAGGAACGCAUAACUGUGAUUCAAAUGCUGCAUGCACAAAUACUGCAGCUCAUUCACUUGUGCUUGCAAUGUUGGUUAUACCGGAGUUGGUACAUCUGUACAGCUCAUUCACCUGUGCUUGCAAUGUUGGUUAUACCGGAGUUGGUACAUCUUGUACAGAUCAAGACGAAUGUACAUUAGGAACGCAUAACUGUGAUUCAAAUGCUGCAUGCACAAAUACUGCAGGCUCAUUCACCUGUGCUUGCAAUGUUGGUUAUACCGGAGUUGGUACAUCUUGUACAGAUCAAGACGAAUAUCAAGACGAAUGUACAUUAGGAACGCAUAACUGUGAUUCAAAUGCUGCAUGCACAAAUACUGCAGGCUCAUUCACCUGUGCUUGCAAUGUUGGUUAUACCGGAGUUGGUACAUCUUGUACAGGAACGCAUAACUGUGAUUCAAAUCUGCAUGCACAAAUACUGCAGGCUCAUUCACUGUGCUUGCAAUGUUGUUAUACCGGAGUUGGUACAUCUUGUACAGAUCAAGACGAAUGUACAUUAGGAACGCAUAACUGUGAUUCAAAUGCUGCAUGCACAAAUACUGCAGGCUCAUUCACCUGUGCUUGCAAUGUUGGUUAUACCGGAGUUGGUACAUCUUGUACAGGAACGCAUAACUGUGAUUCAAAUGCUGCAUGCACAAAUACUGCAGGCUCAUUCACCUGUGCUUGCAAUGUUGGUUAUACCGGAGUUGGUACAUCUUGUACAGGUGUUGAUGGCUUGUUUCUUUUCAUUUGUUAA